AUGAUGAUGCAAUUGCAGAUGAUUGCGAAGUAGGUGAUUGGAACUUUACAAAAUGGCGAAUUUUAGCUGCGGUCCCAGCCGCUAUGUCUACUUUUCUCGACUUUCCGGAGUUCAGAGGAUGCUACACCCCGCUGGACCUGACGAUGGAGCCCUGGCUCCUGCCAGGAUGCAGCUCUGUCUACGACUGCCUGGUCAGGGAUGUUGGGGCGACUCCUCUGUCCUUCCACUCGGGUGAUUACAAUGGAUCCACCGCUGCCCUCUUCUCACAGAAGCCUCGGAGAUCAUCAAUCCUUGAGCGCUGCAUCUUGCGGAUAUCUUCUGCUGGUGUUCAGACGGACGAGAGGGAUGAAGUUCCCAGGUCUCCCGCCAAGUCCUCCUGGAGCUCCCGUCACCUGGACAUGUCUCGUUACGAGACGAACGAAAACGUUCUGAAGAGACGGCAGAAGCAGAUUCAGUACGGGAAGAACACGGAGGGCUACCAGAACUACCAGCAGCAAGUGCCCAAACCUCAUCGGGUUCCUGGCCUGCACCCCUCAACUCCAAACAAAUACCACAAGUACAGCCGCCGCUCCUGGGAUGCUCAGGUGCGGCUGUGGAGGAAGGCUCUGCAUGCCUGGGACCUCAACGAAGGACCUCAGGACGAGGAUGAGGAUGUCCUGCAAGACCCUCAGCAGAUGUGCUGAUCCUACUUCGCAGUCCAUGCCUCCAUUUCAGGAACUGGGCGAAGAGGGAAAUCCCUGCUGCCUAGCACUUCAGUCCUCACUCAAUCCGAUUUCUUUCUAUCUCUCUUCCGCUUUUUUUUUUUUAAACCGGCUCUCAACUGAGCUAUCCAUUCAAUUCCAACAACAGUUUAGUAGAUCCAUAUCUUUGUAGACAGUUAGCACAACCCUUGCCUGCUUCUGACUGUGCCAUUACCAUGUCUCCCCACUAGAGGGACCCAUCACCUUCAUGUUGAGGCAGUUCCUGUGUAGUCAUUUUUAAUGGGGACUGUUAUUGUGCUGUUUGGAUGUGCGGGCAGUUUUGCCUUUUGGUGUUUGUGGACUAUCUGGGAUUGUGGCCUGCCUCACCCUUUCAUGUGUAACUGACAUUCUAAGCUUCUGUCGUUUCUGUUUUAUUUUCACCUCUUUGUAUGUGUAAGCUGUGGAAAGAGUCGUUCUCUGCAGUUUACGUUGUUUAUGAACUGUGACGUGCAGUUGUUUUCAGUGUUUAUUGCUAUUAUUGUCACUGUUUUGUCAAUUACUUGUUAGGUUAUUUCCUUUAGAAAUGGUUAAUAUUUAAAAACACAAUGUUAUUGAUCAGUGUUGCCGCAAGGUGAAAUCACCACCUCACAGUUCUUUAUGAUCAUUACUGUAGUCUAAUGCUAAUAAAAACACAUCAUGAAACUUCAAAAA
Messenger RNA from Engraulis encrasicolus (European anchovy), 1391 nucleotides. RefSeq names its product stem-loop binding protein 2 (gene slbp2). Gene Ontology annotation, cellular component: histone pre-mRNA 3'end processing complex; cytoplasm. The transcript is spliced from 8 exons. NCBI's taxonomy places the organism in Eukaryota, Metazoa, Chordata, Actinopteri, Clupeiformes, Engraulidae. Gene Ontology annotation, molecular function: histone pre-mRNA stem-loop binding; mRNA binding. The record is from RefSeq and is a predicted model, not a curated record. Gene Ontology annotation, biological process: mRNA transport; mRNA 3'-end processing by stem-loop binding and cleavage. The coding region runs from base 84 to 683 and encodes 199 amino acids.